Molecule: messenger RNA, 834 nt
Organism: Perca flavescens (yellow perch)
Lineage: Eukaryota; Metazoa; Chordata; Actinopteri; Perciformes; Percidae
Product: gastrula zinc finger protein XlCGF57.1-like
Exons: 2
Coding region: 76-732 (218 amino acids)
Biological process (GO): regulation of transcription by RNA polymerase II
Molecular function (GO): RNA polymerase II cis-regulatory region sequence-specific DNA binding; DNA-binding transcription factor activity, RNA polymerase II-specific
Source: RefSeq, a predicted model, not a curated record
UCAACGUGUAAGAAAACAUUCAGCUGCUCCGAGUGUGGGAAAAUAUUUAGCCGCAAGCAACAUCUGAAGAGACACAUGAGAACUCACACAGGAGAGAAGCCUUUCAGCUGCUCUGAGUGUGGGAAAUCUUUUACACAGAGUGGAGAUUUACAGAAACACAUGAGAAUCCACACAGGACAAAAACCUUUUAGCUGCUCAGUUUGUGAUAAAAGAUUUUUCCAGAAAGGAGAUCUGAAUAGACACAUGAUAACUCACACAGGAGAGAAAAUGUUUAGCUGCUCACUUUGUGAUAAAAGAUUUUUCCAGAAAGGAGAUCUGAAGAGACACAUGAUAACUCACACAGGAGAAAAAGCUUUCAGCUGCCCAGUCUGUAAGAAAUCUUUUACAGAGAAAGGAAGUGUAAAGACACACAUGGUAAUCCACACAGGGGAGAUGCCAUUUAGCUGCUCUGAGUGUGGAAAAAGAUUUAACCACAACUCAAAUCUGAAGAAACACUUGAGAACUCACACAGGAGAAAGACCUUUCAGCUGCUCAGUUUGUGAUCAAAGAUUUGGCCUCAAGGCACAUCUGAAGACUCACAUGAUAACUCACACAGGAGAGAAAGCUUUCAGCUGCUCAGUCUGUAAGAAAUCUUUUAGACAGAGUAGCCAUUUAAAAUAUCACAUGAAACAACACACAGGAGAGGAACCAUCUACUUCCUGUGUUAGUGACAUCAGGAAGCAGCAGGAGUGAAACUCCAAUGUGGACCAGGAGCAGCCAGAGAAUCUCAGCCAGGACAAUUAAUGUAGUGUAUUAGUACAAACUGAGCACAUGGAAACAGAAGCCGAUGGAGAG